UUGGACGGGGCAAAUAAGCUUUUCAGAGUGGGAAGAGUUCGCGGUUAUCUCGUAAUGUCUGGUGAGUCCGGUCAGCCUGAGGCUGGACCCUCCCACGCUGGCCUCUACUGGCAGCACCCCGAAAGAAAUCAGGUUGGGGUUCCAGGAGGAGUGAUUCGAAGGGCUGGUAGCCAAAGGCACAGUUCCUGGAUCCAAAAGGUUAUUGAGCAAAUAACCGGCUCCCCUAAACAGUGUGUCACCCUUUCCGAAGUGGUGCCUGUCUCUGUACUGGCCGUCCAAAGAUACCUGUUAGAGGAUGAGCCACGGGACACAGUGCCCAAGCUUCCGCUUUACUGCUAUGAUGUGACGAUCUCGGACGGGGUGUACCAGGAGAAGUGUUUCUUAGACCCCAGCUUAAACUUUCUCGUUUAUCAGAAUAUUCUAAAAGUUGGCAUAGAAAUGAGAAUUUUCAGAGUUUCGUGUCUUUACAACGAGAAAAGAUUGGGCCAGGGAAUCCUGUGCAUAGAUAAGGUCCACUGUGGGGAGACCCUAGAUGUCGUUUCUGUAGAAACUCCAUUUAGAAACAGAGAGCAGGAGGAAAAGCCAGAGAGGCCCCUGAGAGGCAGCAGGAGUCACUACCUGGCCCUGUGGAACAACGAGGAUCCCUACGGAGAUAUCUGGAAGACCAACAAGCAACCUGAGGAAUUCAAUUUUAACAACACCAAGAUCAUCUCUCUCUCUCAUCUUGAAAUGACCUGGAGUAACAGAAAGGAUUUUCCUGCCUUGCUUGUGAGGAUCUUGCAUAAAUCAAAACUGCGAUACUAUGGGAAACCUAAUAGAAGGAUGAUUGAGCCAUAUCAGAGCUAUUUGGAAGUCGCUGACAGUUCCGGCAUGGUGUCGGUGAUUAUGUGGAAUACUCUGUGUCCAGAAUGGUAUAAAAGUUUGAAAGUGGGCUUGAUUCUUCUGCUUCAAGAUUAUUCUGUGAAGAAGAGCUACCCAUUCAGAAUACCGCCUGACCCUGUGGAUCCACAUAUGAAACUAAUUUCUACAAUGGAAAUCUGCCUGAAUCUUCGAGAUCCUCCAACUAACAUAGUUAUCAUUCCAGAAAAGCAACUGAAAUCAGAAUGGAAAUUGCCAAAACUAAGUAACCGAUUUAUUACAAGAUCGGAACUAGACGAAAUGCCAGAAAGAAGCAUCUGUGAUGUAGUUGGUGUGUUAACUUUUGUUGGAAGGGUGCAACGGACAAAAAAGAAAGAAAAUAGUGAAGACUUUUGGUCAUAUCGCUGGAUCCAUAUUGCUGAUGGGACUUCAGAGCUACCAUUUAUAGUGCAGCUGUUUUCUACAUCUCAGCCAGAAGUCUUUGAAAACAUUUACCCAAUGACAUGUUUUGUUUGUACUCAGUUGAAAGUUGUUCGAAAUAACGGUCAAGUACCUAAUCUGCUUUACCUCACCACUACAAAUGAGAGCCGCAUUUUUAUUGCUGGUCACAGAGGCCAACCGUAUACAUAUGAUACCAAGGUAAAAAAAUGUAUGCAGUGGAUUAAAGCAAAGACUGAUUCAGAAGUAAACAACACUGCUAUGGGUGGAUAUUACCCUUAUCCACCAGUUCCAGAGACAUUUUCCAAGUAUAGCCGCUUUAUUAAAGCUGAGUUGCUCUUGACAGCUAUCAGCGAAGUGAGGAAGGUGAUCGAAGUUUUGCAGUACAGGGAGCAGAAGCGCAUUGCCAUUCAGGGGAUAAUUGCUGCUAUAAAGUACAUCCCCCACCACCGCUCAGCGAUGAGCGCCCCAGCAUCAGAAACACUUCAGAAUGACAAUCAGCCCUCAACUUCUCAGGCAGUUAGAAGAGAAGGUCACCAUUAUGAAAGAGGUAGCAAAAGACCUCAAGAUGACGGGCCAGCGGGCUCUCAGCGUUCUCAGUCUACAUCUGUAAUUUCGAGUGUCAGCGCAAAAAGAAGAAUUGUUCAAGGCCCAAGUGCUAAUCCUGUUCCUGUGCCUCAGCCACAUUCUUCUGCACAAACUAAAGGAAGCAGACACCACCCAACCUCAUACCGUGGUCGAGGAAGUUCAAGUGCUAGUUCCAAAGGGAAGUCCAGAAGAGUAUCAAGUGAUGGAUGGGAGAGUCAGCUGUGGAGAGCCAAGAGGUUCAGCUUGAGAGACCACCUACACUACAGUUAUGUUCAUCCUGAAAGUAUUCCGCGGAAAUUUAUUUUGGAGCAUGGGAAGUUUCUUGCCCAGCAGUAUAAUACUCAACCUGCAAAGUACAUACCCCCAGAAGGACAGCCCCCCAAACUCGAUGAAUUUCCGAGUGCUCGAAGCCUUGGCCAUUUUGAAGUAACCAUCCUAGGUUUGAACCAUGAGAUUGCGAUUGAUGUUCCAUUCCUACCCAUGUAUUCUCCGGAGGAUGUCCAGACAUCUCAAAUAGACACGUUCUUGACCUGCAUGAAUUACAGCUGUGCGUACCCACCGGAAGCAUCUGGCCGUGGAAGAGUGCCAGAUCCCAAGGCAGUUGCAGGUGAUAUUGUAAAAGCAGCAGCUGAGCUGGAUAGAGUCCACAUCAUCUGUAUCUUGGAUAUCUGUAAUUUGGGUGACAAUAAAGUGGAGGUCUGUUUGCAGAAAAUUUAUACUCCAGAAUAGGCUUCCUAAAGAUUAGCACACCAAAUAAUUAUAGGGCAUAUAUAGAAUACUGCUUUAAAGAGAGUCUAUUCUUUUCUUGGUAUUUUCAUCAGAAUAUUCCAAGAACUCUAAAGUUAAGUGGUUUUCAGUUCAUCUUGUAUUUGACAUUCUCACUUCAUAUUAGAUGCAUUAUUGGAAAAACCAUCAAGACAAUUUUCUGUCAGAAGUUUCUUCAGCUGUGUGUGACUAUUAACUUGUAACAAUUUAUGUUAUACUGUUCCUUUUGCAAAGUGUAUUUUUGUUUGAACAUCUCAGUACAAUGCAUCCUGGCCAACAUAAUUUAACAUCCCCUGAUUUUAUUCACAUAUGGUGAUAAAUCUUGCUUUACAAAUUUAAAGACUGAGUUACCAUUCUCCAAAAGUGAUCACCUACAUUUAUGGUGAACAACAUAAUUCCUUUUGUGUCCAGAAACCUACAUACGAUUGUAAUGACCCAGCUGCCCUCCAUUCUCUACAUUUGCUAUAAAAUGAAUAUAUUGAAUGACGUUAUCAUAUAAGUUUUCAACCAAUUUCCAAGACCUUGAUGUUUUAAGUAUUUUGACCAGUGUAUAAUGUUAAAGCCAGAGGCUACAGUAUAUCCACAUUCCUACUGUGUUUAUUUGUAAUUUCAGUAUAUGUGUUGUGAUUUUAAACAGUGAAAUUGCAUCUCACAUUAAUAUCUAAAGUGCUUGUAUUGAAAAUAAAAGGACAGUAACAGAAUUUGUUUCAGUCUAGAUCACUCUACUUUUGUAAAGACCUGUGUCUGACACCCAUGUGGCUAAAUAAAAGAGAUAUCAAAUUGAGAGUAAAUAUUUCUGUAUCAAGAUGAAUGUGAUUAUGGUUGAGGUAUAAACUCGCAAGAAUUCUUUAUGGCCCUAUAAUUUUGUGACAUCAUGUGCUAUACAGUUUUAAUGUGAUAGGUAGCCUACAAACUUAAAGGCAUACUGUAUUUGUUCAUAAAGGUGUUCAGUUUUCUUUGUAACUGUAUUGAACAGUUAAUUUAAACUGUGAAUCCUUGUGUUACUAGUUUCAUAGUGCUAUUAAAUAAGUUAACUUGCAGUAA
Myodes glareolus (Bank vole) is the source of this 3693-nucleotide messenger RNA. RefSeq names its product RPA1 related single stranded DNA binding protein, X-linked (gene Radx). The record is from RefSeq and is a predicted model, not a curated record. Lineage: Eukaryota; Metazoa; Chordata; Mammalia; Rodentia; Cricetidae. Gene Ontology annotation, molecular function: single-stranded DNA binding.